AGGAGGCGGAAGGAAGGAAGGUCUCGGUCUCGGCCUCUCUGCCUCUGCCUACCUAUCGGUCGUAAUAACGCCGGGAGUAUCAUCAGCAAACAACCGCCCGGGGAGAGCGCAGCGGCGGCGACACUGACACCCGCACCGGGAGAAAUAAAGCGGCCGACGUACCCGCCCGCAGCCGCCAUGGCCGCCACCGGACCCAUCUCCGUCUCCUAGCAACGGCGCGACCCCUGACCCCUGACCCCCGCCCGGGAGCCACAGGGCAACAACAUCUGGGCGGCCUCCAAACCUCUGCCCUGAUCCAGCAAUUAAUUAACUCAAUUCCCCUCCCCCCCCCCCCCCCCCCCCCAAACUUCUCCAACCGUACAAUUUGGAAAUAUUUAUACCAAAUUCACAUAUGCAUACAUUGCAUUUAACAAUUUUUGCAUAUACUACUGCAACUGUGCAAUUAUAACUAUUAUUGCACAAUUUACCCAUGCAUAAAUUGCAUAUGCCUAUGCAUAUUUUGGGAUCGGCGUUUUAGUUGGUGCUGUCGAUACUACAUUUAGCCGCGUAUAGGUUUUGGGGGAGAUGCAGCCAGUCGCGGGCCCUGCUCCCAGCUGGGAGGCAGCAACAACAGCAGCUGAGAGUGUGGGCAGGAAGGAUUCUGCAGGGAGCCUCGCCACUACUACCAACACUACCACCACCACUACCACUACCACCACCACCUCCUCCGGCACCAGUAGCUCCCCACUGGGUGGCAACAACAGCCCAGUGCCCGAGCCAGAAGCUGCACACACACAGGAGCCAGUGGACAGGCACAGCCCCCCUCAGACCUUGGACCUGCUCAGCCUGGUGGUGGCUUUCAAGAGACUGGAGAUCUUUGCUGAACCGCUGCACGACUUUUGGGAUCUGGUGAAAUAUUUGAUCAGGUGGAAAGCUCCCAUUUUCUCCCUCUUGUGCUGUGUUACACUCAACGUGCUAUUCCUGGCACUUAGUGAAGCUGGCUGGUUCAUCCUCCUCGCAGUGUUCGUCUCCACCCCCGCUGUUCUCGGCUACCUCCAGGACUGCUGUCAGGAGCAGCUCACUGAGCAGGACCUUGCCCGGCACAAAAGUCACAGCGUGUGGAGAGAGGACCUUCAAAAGGUGAAAAUCACCAGGCAGGAAGCUCUGGUGGAAAUCAAAACCUUCUUAAUUCACCUGGACGAGUUGCUGACCAAGACUUGCAGCAGUUGUGAAGCUGCCUACCGGGUCCUGUACUGGGAGGAUCACUCUGUGUCUGUCCUGUUUUAUGGGACCUUGUUGGGAAUACUUUCCAUCUUGUACCUGCUCCCACUCUGCUGGGUCCUGGCUCUGAUGACCAGCGUGCUAUUUCUGGGAAAUGCUGAUUUUUACCAGGUAAUUAUCGAUUGCAAGGGAGCAUUGCUGCAGAAUUACAGGCCGCAGCCACAGGUCGAAGAGGAGGUCGCAGUGUCGGAGUCAGAAGUUGCUGUAAACCAGGAGGUGACUCCAACUGCAAGCACUCCCGAGGAAGUGACCCCGGGGAAUGUGGAGGAGCAGGAACCGGAGCAGGACGAUGACUUCAAAGAUGCGAUAGAGGAGCAUCAGCUACUAGUUACGGAGGAUGACGACACCGUUCAGUGCAGUGGGGACUACGAUCUGAGCUUGCAAGACAACGGCUUCUUCAAAAAUGAGCCGAUCAGGAGUAAAGUCUCCAAGCUAACCGAGAAACUGAGGAAACGCUAUCCCACCAACAACUACGGAAGCUGUUACAACUGCUGCUCCACAUUUUCAGUCCUGAAGAAGCGACGUAACUGCAGCAACUGUGGUAACAGUUAUUGUUCAAGGUGCUGUUCAUUCAAAGUCUCCAAAUCGUCCAUGGGAGCCACAGCUCCAGACGCUCAGCGUGAGACGGUGUUCGUUUGCAGCCAGUGCAAUUUUAUUUUGAGCAAGUAGGAUGAUGCUCCUCUCCCUCCCUCCCUUGCUCUCCUUCUUUCUCCUCUUUUUGUAUGAACAUUUUGCUUUUAUGUUUUAACUGGAAUUCACCGACUGGGCAAACUCGAGACGAGGAAGCUGCGGAAGGCUGUUCCAGGCCUGUGAGUGUUCACGGUAUCUGGGGAAUCAGGGCAGGGGUCCAGGUACAAGAGAAACAUUGAUUCUGGAAUCAGUGCUUGUACGUCAUAUAAUAUAAUGUCACAAAAAAUAAUAUAUAUCCUUAUCUUUAAGCGUUGCCUUCUGCUGUAUAUUUUGUGAGAUUAGACACUUCCUUUUUUUUGUAUAGCGUGCGAUGUAGAACAAUAUUGAACGAGUUGGUAAAACUCUCCAAACCCUUAAACUUCAUUUCUUUGUCAUUCUUUUGAUAUCUGUGCUGUUGGUCUUAUUUUCUUUUCUCAAUAAAAACGACACACUGCAGAAAAUCAUGUGUCGAGCAUUGCAGGAGAUGUUGCUACAUUUGGUGAGGGAAUUAUUUAUAGUAUGGAAAAGAUACUGCUUUCUAACAGGUUAUUUGUUAAUACUGCCAUAAUCAUUAAAUUUCUCCACUUUUUGGUCAAGGCAACGGAAAAAAGAUGCAACGCCUUGUUGUUGUGAUAUUCUGAUGUUUAGGGAUAUGGGUCAGUGCUGAUAUGGCGCUGAGGUGUAAGAUCAGUCAUUACUGUUGGGCUGAAUGGCCGCUUCCUGCUCCUGCUUAGAAUCAAAUAAAUAAGAGAAGAAAGUGUUUAAUUGUCAUAUGUACUGGGAACAGAAUAAUGAAAUUCCUACUUGCUGCUGCUUAACGAACCCAUUAACAAAAUUCACACGCAGAUAAACGUGCAACGUUGAUUAUGAAAAUAUGCAAUCAUCAAUAAUCCAAUAAAUUAAUCCUCUCGGUAACCGUAAUAGAGCAAAGACCAGAAGUCCAUAGUCCGACCAAAGACACAGUCCAAAAAAGAUUACGGUUGCUGAGGUUAGUGUUGUGCAGUGUUCAAGGAUACAAUAUAGAAUAAUACAAUAAUAAUUUAUUAGCCAAGUAUGUUUUGCAGCAUAUGAGGAAUUUCAUUUGCCAAGUCAGUCGCACAAAUAAAAAGCAACAGAACACACAAAAAACAUUUUAACAUAAACAUCCACCACAGUGACUCCUCCACAUUCCUCACUGUGAUGGAAGGCGAAAAAAAAGUUCAAUCUCUUCCCUUCUUUGUCCUCUCGCUGUCGGGGGCCUUGAGCCUUCCGUUGACGGGACGAUCUGGACUCCCGUAGCCGGCAGCAUUCGGGCCCGCAAGCCACCGCACCAAGCGAUCGGACCCCGGGUCAGGGCUUGUCAAACCAUCUGUGUAGUUGGAGCUCCCGACAAUAGUCAAUAGUCAAUAG
Messenger RNA from Leucoraja erinaceus (little skate), 3318 nucleotides. RefSeq names its product zinc finger, FYVE domain containing 27 (gene zfyve27). Gene Ontology annotation, molecular function: metal ion binding. The coding region runs from base 565 to 1929 and encodes 454 amino acids. Lineage: Eukaryota; Metazoa; Chordata; Chondrichthyes; Rajiformes; Rajidae. The transcript is spliced from 12 exons. Gene Ontology annotation, cellular component: endoplasmic reticulum tubular network; growth cone membrane. Gene Ontology annotation, biological process: neurotrophin TRK receptor signaling pathway; positive regulation of axon extension; vesicle-mediated transport. The record is from RefSeq and is a predicted model, not a curated record.